AUGAGAGAAAUUCAAACAAUCAGAGAAGAAUGCAAUAUUGAUCACAAUGACACCAGUGGAAAUGUUUGUGAGAUUGAAGAUCGAUCUAAUAGUGAGAAUAAAUAUCCCAAUACCCAGAGUUCCUGUAUCGGAAAUAUUGCUAGUUUUCCUUCUCUUUUAAAGGUGCACGAGGAUGAACCAGUAUUUCAAGCAUUUAAACUGAUGAGGCAAGAGGGAUUCAGUAGGUUACCAGUGGUUGAAAGUAAUGGCAAGAGGGACAAGACAGUCUUUAACUCAGCGAGAGGCGCCGUGAAGCCAUCAUCUCUGUGUGCUGUCUCGCCUUCUUCUAACCGUGAAAAGAAGAAUGCAAUAUUGAUCACAAUGACACCAGUGGAAAUGUUUGUGAGAUUGAAGAUCGAUCUAAUAGUGAGAAUAAAUAUCCCAAUACCCAGAGUUCCUGUAUCGGAAAUAUUGAGCAUUCAAAGGCAGACUACCAAUCAAACUCAACACCAUUUGCUCAGCGUCAAAUACGUCUCGGUUGAUGCCAUCUCCGGUCGAAAAGUCUGUUUUCCUUCUCUUUUAAAGGUGCACGAGGAUGAACCAGUAUUUCAAGCAUUUAAACUGAUGAGGCAAGAGGGAUUCGGUAGGUUACCAGUGGUUGAAAGUAAUGGCAAGAGGGACAAGACAGUCUUUAACUCAGCGAGAGGCGCCGUGAAGCCAUCAUCUCUGUGUGCUGUCUCGCCUUCUUCUAACCGUGAAAAUGUUCACCGUCAUGUUGAAAGUUCCGAGUCUGAUGAUUCUGUUGUUGGCUCUGACAAUGAAAAUUCAGAAUUUGAGAUAAGUGCAGAACAAGUCUCUGAGAAUAAUAAAGCUGAUCCCACAUGUCAGGUUGGUGCAGAUAGUACUAAGUAUUGGACGCCUAAAUGUGAUGAAACAAAGAAGCCAAAACUGAAUCAGCAUUUUUCCACUCUAGAUGAGGCAUUUGAUUUUUAUCGAGAAUAUGGAAAGGAAUGUGGUUUUGAUGUCAUCUCGUCAACAAAGAAAUCUGAUAGGUGGGGUAAUCUGUAUGCAAAGUAUUAUCAGUGUAGUCGUGGUAACAAGCCUGAUACCAAAAAAUUUCGUGACUCUGUUGAACAUGUCCUCCAAGGACCGUGCAAGAGGACCACAUCCAAAAGAUGUGAAUGUAGAGCACGGAUAAUAAUGAAGCGUGCUGGUCUUAGGGGCUUUGUGCUUAUGGGAUUCAUAGAGGAACACAAUCACCCAUUAGCAACUGGUAAAGAGAAAAUGUUUCUCAGAUGUAAUAGGAAUUUGUCUACGCCAUAUCAGAACUUCAUACUUGAUUGUUCUCGAGCCAAUAUUGGUCCUACACGUGCCCAUAGUUUAUUGAAGGAGAUGACUGGGUCUUAUGAUGAGAUUGGAGCGACAGUUGAUGAUUUCAAGAAUUUUUCUCGGGAUGUGAAAGUGCGUAUUGGCCCGCGUGAUUGUGACAAGCUACUGUCCAAGUUCAAGUUGGAGAGAAUAAAAUCCAAGAACCGCUUUUAUUAUGAAUACAAAGUUGACACUGAAGGGCACUUGACUGGUCUUUUUUGGACUGAUGUUGUGGGGCAGGCCAAUUAUGAUGUGUUUGGCGAUAUAGUGUCAUUUGAUCCUACUUUCCGAACAAAUAAGUAUCAUAUGGUGUUCGUUCCAUUCACUGGAGUCAAUAAUCAUUGGAAGAACGUUACAUUCGCUGCAGCUCUUUUAGCUAAGGAAGAUUACAAGAAUUUCAAAUGGCUCGUUACUACUUUCCAAAAGGCAAUGGGUCGUGCCCCAAAAACUGUCAUUACAGACCAAUGUAAAGCAAUAAAGAAGGCCUUGGAUAAAUGUUGGCGUUCCUCAACACAUCGUCUGUAUAGGGUUGUCUUUACAUUUAGACUUACAGUUGGUCCAAAACUGGCCUCGGAUAAGAAAUUUGUUGGUAGACUAAAGGGGGUGGUAUAUGCCGAUCAUCUCGCACCUACUGAGUUUGAAACCGAAUGGAAAGAGGUGAUAGAGGAAUUCAAAUUAGAGGACAAUACGUGGUUGUCUGAAAUGUUUGCUAUCCGCGAUCAAUGGAUUCCAGCCUAUUUCUCUGGUAUUGAGAUGGCUGGUUUACUCAGAACAACUUCUCGUUCUGAGAGUUCUAACUUUUUUUUCCAACAUUAUCAUGAGAGCGGGGAUACUCUUGUAGAAUUCUAUUCAAGUUUUGAAAGCGCAAUGGAUAAGCAACGUUUAAUAAAUGAUACUGAUGAUAGGAGAUCCCAAGAAAUUCCAUUGUCUGAUUCGCCAAUGCAAAUUGAAAUAGAUGCUUCCAAGAUCUACACUUUAGAAAUUUAUUAUCUUGUGCGGGAGGAAAUAAGAUCAGGGUGUUGCCAUUGCAUUGUUGAAGACAGAACAAAAGAACUAGAUUUUUCAGCUUUUAAAAUCAAAGAUAUGCUGCUGAAUGAUAAAAUUUUCGAGGUUAUGGUGAUCCACAGUGACAAGCAUGUAACAUGUAGCUGUAACUUCUAUUUCCGUAAAGGUUAUCUUUGUAGACACGCAUUUGCAGCGUUGCAUCAUUGUGGCGUAAAAGAAAUACCUCGCGAGUUUGUGAAGCCAAGAUGGACCAAAGAUGCCUUAAAGAAUUUUUCUUUUUUAGGUUCAUCUGAUGUUAAUGAUCAGAGCAACAAAGAUGAUAGAACAAAACUUAAGAGGACCAGGGCAUGGUUUGAUUUCAACAAUUGUCUCAAUCUUGCUGGUGAUGAUGAGGGUAAGCUGGACUCGGUUUUACAAGCCUUAGAGUCAGUCAACUCUUCACUGUCAGAAGGUUUAGGGUCAUCUGACUCCGCUGGUAAGGCUCAUAGAGUUGACAAGUUCUAUGGACCAGUAUCGGAUAAAGAAAUUUCUGUGCAGAAUCCACAUGUUAGUCGGAACAAAGGUUGCGGAAGUCGUUUGAAGAGUAGCCGUGAAAUAGCUGCUCAAGAUAGAAAAAAGAGGAAAUGUGGGAAUUGUAAUAAGUUAGUGCGCCACAAUGUUCGUACAUGUCCAGAGCCUAUUAAGAACGGUUCUGUUUAA
Daucus carota subsp. sativus is the source of this 3051-nucleotide messenger RNA. RefSeq names its product protein FAR1-RELATED SEQUENCE 6-like. Gene Ontology annotation, molecular function: zinc ion binding. The coding region runs from base 1 to 3051 and encodes 1016 amino acids. The transcript has 10 exons. Gene Ontology annotation, biological process: regulation of DNA-templated transcription. The record is from RefSeq and is a predicted model, not a curated record. NCBI's taxonomy places the organism in Eukaryota, Viridiplantae, Streptophyta, Magnoliopsida, Apiales, Apiaceae.